AUGUGGUCCAAACCAGUUGGUCAGGAUGAUAUGACCAUGUUGAGAGAUGUUUCAGAUGAAGCUGUCGCUGAAAACCUAAAACAUCGCUUAAAUGCUGGAAUUAUUUACACAUACAUUGGUCGAGUGUUGAUUGCCGUCAAUCCAUACAAAGCCCUGGAUAUUUAUGGCGCAGACACUCUUGAAGUUUAUUGUAAAGAUGGAAGUAAAGGACCUAAGCCUCCUCAUAUUUACGGACUGACAACUGAUAUGUAUCACAAUAUGAUGAUAGAGAAAGAAAACCAAUGUGUCAUAAUAAGCGGUGAAAGUGGAGCUGGUAAGACUACAUCUGCACGGCACAUACUCAGUUGUAUCAAAAAAGUUUCUGGCCGAGGAUCCGAUAGAAUACAGCAUAUUAAGGACAUUAUAGCUCAAUCUCAAGUUGUACUGGAAGCGUUUGGGAAUGCAAAAACCAUAAGGAACAAUAACUCAAGUAGAUUUGGAAAAUACCUUGAGAUACAGUUCAACCAGAACGGGCAACCAAAUGGAGGAAAAAUCUACAAAUUUUUGCUAGAAAAGUGUCGUGUAACUCACUUGACACAAGGCGAACGUAACUUCCACGUGUUUUACCAGCUGUUGUCCGGCUGUACGAGCAAGGAAAAAGAUCAGUAUGGCCUUCAAGGAAACGCGGAGAAUUUUUUCUAUUUAAAUCAAAGUGAAGUGUACACUACUGACAAUAAAGAUGACAAGAACGACUUUUUAGCAACAAGGACUGCACUGGACGUGAUCGGCGUAGACACUGCGAAGCAACAGAUAAUCUUCAAAGUGUUGUCCGCUAUCCUAACUCUUGGUAACAUUGAGUUUAAAGAAACUGAAAAUGUGGCCUGUCCAACUAAACAGAACUCUAUCACUAUGAGUGACCUGCGCAUUACAGUCAUUAAACAAGUGCUUUCUGUCUUCUGCCUUAAGAUCGUGAUACUCAACGCAGUGGCUGCCCGCGAUACCCUGUCUAAAGCCUUAUACUCACAUUUGUUUGAUUACCUCGUCAAGGUUAUCAAUGGUGCCCUAAAGAAAGAUAAUGACUAUUUAUCCAUCGGAAUACUGGACAUUUAUGGAUUUGAAUCUUUCAAAGAAAAUAGCUUUGAACAGUUCGCCAUCAACUACGUGGACGAGAAACUUCAACAAGUUUUUGUGGAACUUACAUUUACAAUUGAACAGGAAGAAUAUAUCAGAGAAGGUAUUGCCUGGAAAACCGUAAAUUACUUCAAUAAUAAGAUAGUCUGCGACCUCAUCGAAAGCAAGCGCCCUUCGGGAAUCAUGUCAGCCUUGGAUGAAGCAUGUUGCCCAGUGAAAAGCAAAAAAGAAGGAUCUGAGAGGACUUUUGAACAGAAAAUGAGGGAGAUCGUUGGUUCCAAUAAAGCGCAUCAGGAAUUACUUCAAGUUCACCAUGACUACUUUACAGUGAAACACUUUGCAGGGAGUGUUGAUUACGAAUUCGGUGGCUUUCGCGAGAGAAACAAAGACGAGCUGUCAAAUGAUCUAAUAUCUUUGAUGCAGUCAAGUGAAAAGUAUGAAUACUAG
Messenger RNA from Pocillopora verrucosa, 1557 nucleotides. Lineage: Eukaryota; Metazoa; Cnidaria; Anthozoa; Scleractinia; Pocilloporidae. The record is from RefSeq and is a predicted model, not a curated record.